AUGCUACCAAAAAAUUGCAUAAAUUUGAUUUUAAUAUUCUGCAGUUUCUCCUGUCACUUUGUAUAUGGUAUAAUAAAUACUUUUAUGUUUGAAUAAUUUAGUAUCAUCUUAUUUAUUUCGUUUAACAUUUGUUGCUGUUAUUUGUAACUAUUAAUUGUAACUAUUAAUUGUUAUUUAUUAAGUAUUUACAAUUAUUAUUAAUAUCAAUAAGAUGUUUGACUUUGUUUUUUCAGGACAAAAUCUCACCAAUAUUGUUACAUGGUGUACAAUAUCUGAUGCUGAACAACAUAAGUGUAAUGCAUUUUCAAGAGCAGUCGAUCGCGAAAUAGCGUUUUUUGAAUAUACUUACGUCUCCUUGCAAUGUAUACAAGCAUCUAAUAAAGAAGAAUGUAUGGCUUUGCUGGAUCAGGAGAAAGCUCAGAUAACCACUUUAGAUGCUGGUGAAAUUUUUGUAGCAGGACGUUAUCACAGUUUAAUCCCAUUUAUGCAGGAAAUAUACGAGAGUGGUGUGAAUUAUCAGUAUGCAGUAGCAGUGAUUAAAAAAGGAUCCUUGCCAGAUGUUCAAAGUUUACGUGAUUUAAGGGGUAAAAAGGCUUGUUUCGCUGGCCUUGGAAUGCUUGCUGGUUGGGUUAUACCAAUCUAUACAUUUAUGAAAGAAGGUGGAUUAGAAGUUGUUGAUUGCAACAAUCAUGUUAAAUCUGCUAUCAAUUACUUUGGACCUAGUUGUGCUGUAAAUUCAUUGAUAGAUAAAUAUAAUCCAUUAGGUGAUAAUUCUGAUCAGUUAUGCAAAUUGUGUAUUGGAAAGAUAUCCGGAGAAAGAUGUACAACUGCAGAUCCUUAUGCAGGGUAUGAAGGAGCAUUUCGGUGUUUGGUAGAAACAGGAGAAAUUGCUUUCUUAGUACACACAACAGUGGAUGAAAUGACAUCAACAACAUUUGAUUUCAGUUCUGUGAAGAAAGAGCAAUUUGAGUUGCUUUGUCGUGAUGGUACUCGUAAAUCGAUUGAUGAAUAUAAAUUUUGUAAUUGGGGCACUGUUCCAUCACGCGCUGUAGUCACCUCGUCCGCUACAAAAAUCGAGACUCGUCGAUUAUAUCAGCGGUUUUUGGAAAAAGCAGUUCGAAUAUUAGGCAAACAUAAUGCGAGAAAUUCAACCGAAUUUUAUGACAAUCGUUUCGAAAACCGACCAGGUUUUAAUAAUAAUAAUAGAACGGAAUAUGUUAAUCCAAACGAAUAUAGCACAGAUAACUUUGAACAUCGUAACGGGAAUGAAAGAAGCCAUGAUGGAAAUGAAUUAUGGGAUAACACAGAAUCAACUAAUAUACAACCAAUAGAAACUUUCAAUUUAUUUGAGUCUGCACCUAAAUAUGGAAUGCAUCAUAAUUUAAUUUUUUCUGAUGCAGCACGAGAUUUCGCUCAAUUACCUGAAAAAGAUCAAAUAUAUACUGGUUAUUUAGGCAGAUCUCUCGACCUAAUACUGGAAAUGCGUCGAUGCCCAGUUAGUAAAAUGACCUUAUGCAUUACAUCUGAUAUAGAAAUGGAAAAAUGUGUAAAAAUGAAGAAUCGCCGAUGUAGCAGUAUUAGAUACCAGUGACGUAUAUACUGCUGGUUUACGCUUCGAUUUGAUUCCAUUUAUAUCUGAAGUUUACAAUUUACCUACACCAGAAUAUUACGUGGUUGCAGUUGCGAAAGAAGAAGAUGAUAAUACAGAUUUGACUUACCUUAAAAAUAAGUACACUUGUCAUACAGGAAUCAAUACAGCCGCAGGUUGGGUGUAUCCGCUGGCAUAUCUUAUUUCGAAUACAUGGAUUAGGGGUUAUGGCUGUGAUUCAGUUCACGCUGCUGCAGAAUAUUUCAGUAAAUCUUGCGUUCCGGGCGCGCUUAGUACCGAAUACAAUACAGAUUCUACAUCUGAAUUUAUUGCAGGAGUACCAUAUGACAAUAUGUGCGACCUAUGCCACGGUACCAGCUUCCGUUAUUGUCGCAGAGAUGCGUCUGAAGAUUAUUAUGGAUAUACCGGUGCCUUUAGAUGUUUAGUCGAAGGGGGCGGAGACGUAGCUUUUGUGAAGCACACAACGGUCGCAGAAAAUACCGAUGGAAAACGGCGAGAAACAUGGGCACGUAAUACUUUUACAAAAGAUUUUGAAUUACUUUGUCCAGAUGGUACUCGUCGUCCAACAACCGAUUACAUACAUUGCAAUUUAGGAAAAGUGGCAUCAAAUGCAAUAGUUACACGCGGUGGAUAUUACGGAUAUAACGAGACGCAAAUAAACGCUUAUAUAAAUUUAUUUAUUUACGCCCAACAAUUUUAUGGAAGGAAGGAACAGGACGAAUUUAGUUUUAGCAUGUUUUAUAGUCAACCGCCUUAUAGCGAUUUGAUUUUCCAAGAUGCUACGCAGCAGCUGGUAGUAAUACCACCAGAAAAAAGAGAGUUUAGUGCGUAUUUAGGACCAGACUUCAUGAGAGCUAGAAGAAUUGUAGAUUGCAAUGCUGGCGCAUCAGCUAUAGAGCAUUCAAUAAUAGCUACGAUAGCUAUGAUUAUAUUUGCUUACAUAUUUAGUAGAUAA
This is a messenger RNA of Heterotrigona itama, 2564 nucleotides long. The record is from the annotation of a GenBank genome assembly. NCBI's taxonomy places the organism in Eukaryota, Metazoa, Arthropoda, Insecta, Hymenoptera, Apidae.